Parasteatoda tepidariorum (common house spider) is the source of this 2336-nucleotide messenger RNA. RefSeq names its product cytochrome and DOMON domain-containing protein knickkopf (gene knk). The record is from RefSeq and is a predicted model, not a curated record. Lineage: Eukaryota; Metazoa; Arthropoda; Arachnida; Araneae; Theridiidae.
UCUUUAUUGACGAUAUAAUUUUCACUCUUUCUUCUCACGAAUUGUAUCAGUGGGGCGUAGCAUGCUUGUGACGUGUGGUCGGUAACGGCUUUUGAACCCAUCUGAGCCGAGGUUAAUGUCGACCCAGUUCCGGACCGGUUUCUUACUCUUUUCGCACUUCGUCGUGAAGCCUACACGCCAUCAAGUUCCUUCAGUUUUUCGUUAUGGUCAGCUGAAGACACAGAAUGUUUAGCAGCCUACAGUUUACAGGAUGGUGUAUCUACGUUAUUUACCUUAUAUCAGAAUUGGUCCUGGUGUUGGCUGAUGAGGCAUACAUUGGUCUGCCUUUAGGGAAACUAAACACUUACGCUCAUCAAGUUUCUGGUCAAGUCUAUGCAGUCGACGAGUACACGCUUCUCAUUAGAAAUUUCUUUUACGAUGGACUAGGACAAGAUACAUUCUUCUGGGCUGGAGCAACAGUGAGACCAAGUAAUAUAGGAUUUAUUGUGCCCGACGAAGAAGGAAAAACCAAUAGGCUUCAAAGAUACGUAAAUGCUGAUGUCACUUUGCGGCUGCCUGAUAACAGGAAGUUGUCUACCGUCAAAUGGCUGGCUGUUUGGGAUCUCAGGGAUCAUAACAAUUUGGCGGAUGUGUAUAUUCCGGAGGGUCUCGAAGCACCUUCUCCGCAGAUGAUAUCGGAACUGAGCAGAAAUUCUCACGGCGUACAGUGCGAGGGCGUAGUCGUCCAGGAUUCCAAAACCAUCACAAUUCUCAAUCUUCAAUAUAAUGGCAAUGACUCAGAUGUGUUUUUCUGGGUUGGCGUAGGCCCUCAACCAACACCUUUUGGAACUAAGGUACCGGAUGAAAAUGGAUAUUUAAAUGGUCUGACACCUUACUCUGGAAAAGAUGUCCACCUCCUGCUGCCAGGUAAAAUGACCAUGGAUGAUGUUGAUUGGUUAAGCAUCUACAACAUAAGAACUCAAGAAAAUUAUGGAUCCACAGUUAUUCCAGAUAAAUUGAACAUUCCUCCAUCACUCAUACAUAUAAUAGAAGUAGAAUCUCCGUUGCCAAACUGCGAGCAGUUGCAUAGAGACUUCAGAUUAAGUUGGGAAAUAUUCGGUCCUGCUAUUACAUUUGAGCUUGCCGGACAAAUAGCUGAAGAUGAGUACAUGGCCCUUGGUAUCAGCGGGUCUGAAAAUAGUUCUCAGAUGAUUGGAUCAGAUGUUGCUGUGUGCUACAUGGAUGGCCUUUUGGGAACUGCUGCGGAUUAUAAUAUUUCUGGAAAGUUUCCGUGUUCCAAUGUUCUGGGAAAGAAUGGCGGCGUUUGCUUAGACGAGAAAGUUGGAGGAGUAGCAAAUGCCUAUCAAAUUCAUACAUAUGUAAGGAAUAAUGGAAUCACUACUUUAACAUAUAGAAGAAAUCUUCUUAACACAGAGGACACUGGUGAUAAAGUAUUCAAUCAAGAAGGUGACACUUAUAUGGUAUGGGCCAUAGGAAAGUACAACAGAUUCAGGGAACCAACUUAUCACAGAUUAGUCUUAAGAGGCGAUCUGAAACUCAAUCUUGGACGUAAACCUGGAGAGAAAAACUGUGUACCGUUUUCCAGACCCAGAUCACAACCUGUAAUAAAAUCUUGGGGUCCAUUAAGAAUCAGAGAUCCACAGAUAACUACAUUUACAGUUAGAGUAGGCGUUCCAGGAAAUAUAAAAGGCUAUCAUGGAAUCACAGGUAGAUCCUCUCCUGGAGUAGCAUGGUAUGUGAAUGGGCUAUUGAGUCCUGAGUUGUAUUUAAGACGCAAUAGAAGGUAUACUUUUAUUGUUGAAGGUGGCAACGAGCCUUAUGAUGCCAGAUUCUAUCAUCCUUUCUAUAUAACAGAUGAUUCUCAUGGAGGUUACGGUAAAUACACAGAAGAAGAAAGGCAGGGAAAGAAAAUCUACGCUGGCGUAGAAUUCGACAGAAGAGGUAGACCUCAUCCAUCAGUCGCUGGUCGUCUGUGUGCGUGGGUGCACAACUCUUCCCAUCGUUAUUCAGACGAUGAUUUUCCUACUUUUCCCAAAUUUCGGAAAACACUAAAACUGGAGUGUGCGGAAGGAGAACCAUCCAUUCUACAUUGGACGCCUAACGCUACAGUUCCUGAUCUUCUUUACUAUCAAAGCUACAGCCAAAGUGACAUGGGCUGGAAGAUAUUUAUCGUGGAUGAGAUUAUCAAUGCUGCUACAGCGACCUUUCCUUUUAGUCUAACAACUUCCAUUUUAUGUGCUUUCAUUGUGUGUUUAUGUACACAUCUAAAUAGGAUAUUUUAACAUUUUUAGAAAUUUUAGAGAUUAAUAUUUAUUAAAAAUUGUUUUUUACUUUUA